CGCUGCGGCCGCGGAGCAGGGUGAACGGUAGCGCCGUGGAAGAGGUGGCGGCGCUGCGCGGGGCGCGGCGGGCGGAAAGAGGAAGAAGGAGCUAGUGGUGCACGAUGGCGGCGACGACCUACGAGCGGCUGAAGCUGCACAUCACACCUGAAAAAUUCUACGUGGAAGCUUGUGAUGAUGGAGCGGAUGACGUACUUAUCAUCGAUCGCGUGUCCACAGAAGUCACCCUGUCAGUCAAGAAAGAUAUUCCUCCUUCAGCUGUCACAAGACCAAUAUUUGGUAUCCUGGGCACAAUCCAUCUGGUGGCAGGUAAUUAUCUAAUUGUCAUUACCAAAAAGACAAAAAUAGGUGAAUUUUUCAAUCAUGUAAUCUGGAAAGCAACAGAUUUUGAUGUCCUUUCUUAUAAGAAGACAAUGUUGCACUUAACUGAUAUUCAGUUACAGGAUAAUAAAACUUUCUUAGCGAUGAUCAACCAUGUCCUGAACGUGGAUGGGUUUUACUUCUCAACGACGUAUGAUUUGACCCACACCCUGCAGCGGCUGUCCAACACGAGCCCAGAAUUCCAAGAAAUGAGCCUCUUGGAAAGGGCAGAUCAGCGGUUUGUGUGGAAUGGUCAUCUUCUAAGAGAGCUUUCUGCGCAGCCAGAGGUCCACCGGUUUGCCCUGCCUGUGUUACAUGGCUUUAUUACUAUGCACUCGUGUUCUAUUAACGGAAAAUACUUUGAUUGGAUUCUCAUCUCGAGGAGGAGUUGUUUCAGAGCUGGUGUGCGCUAUUAUGUGAGAGGAAUUGACUCUGAAGGCCACGCAGCCAACUUUGUGGAAACAGAGCAAAUCGUGCACUACAGCGGGAGCAGGGCCUCGUUCGUGCAGACACGAGGAUCAAUACCACUUUUCUGGUCUCAAAGACCAAACCUCAAGUACAAGCCACUGCCACUGAUCAACAAAGUAGCAAAUCAUAUGGAUGGUUUCCAAAGGCAUUUUGAUUCACAAGUCAUUAUUUAUGGAAAACAAGUCAUAAUCAAUCUGGUUAACCAGAAGGGCUCAGAGAAACCACUGGAACAGGCAUUUGCAACGAUGGUGUCUUCCUUGGCAAGCGGAAUGAUCAGAUACAUUGCUUUCGACUUCCAUAAAGAAUGUAAAAACAUGAGAUGGGAUCGACUGAGUAUUCUGAUGGAUCAGGUAGCAGAAAUGCAGGAUGAAUUAAGUUAUUUUCUAGUGGACUCCGCCGGCAUGGUGGUGGCGAGCCAGGAGGGCGUGUUCCGCAGCAACUGCAUGGACUGCCUGGACAGGACCAACGUGAUCCAGAGCCUGCUGGCCCGCCGCUCGCUGCAGGCCCAGCUUCAGAGACUGGGAGUUUUGCAUGUGGGACAGAAGCUUGAAGAGCAGCAUGAUUUUGAGAAGAUUUACAAAAAUGCCUGGGCCGACAACGCGAAUGCGUGUGCCAAGCAGUACGCGGGCACUGGCGCCCUGAAGACAGACUUUACCAGAACUGGGAAGAGGACUCAGCUGGGGCUGCUCAUGGACGGCUGGAACUCGCUUAUACGCUAUUACAAAAACAACUUCUCUGACGGGUUUAGGCAGGAUUCCAUAGACUUGUUUCUCGGGAACUACUCAGUGGAUGAACUGGAAUCUCAUAGUCCUUUAAGUGUCACACGGGACUUGAAAUUCCUGGCUCUACCCAUCAUCAUGGUUGUGGCCUUCUCGAUGUGCAUCAUUUGUUUGCUGAUGGCUGGUGACACUUGGACAGAAACACUGGCCUAUGUGCUCUUCUGGGGAGUCGCAAGCAUUGGAACAUUUUUUAUUAUUCUUUAUAAUGGCAAAGAUUUUGUCGAUGCUCCCAGAUUGGUCCAGAAAGAAAAGAUGGACUGAAUUUGUGUCUGUGGAAAGCGGCUCGGCUUGGAAGAUUCCAUCACGCAGAAUUGGAGUCUUUACUGACCCGCUUUCCACAUCAGCCCGAGGUCCUUUUAAAGCCUCUCUCCAGAAGCACACCUUGUGCUCCGUUUGGGGGGCAGGGUUGGGGGGGGUGACCUAGAAUCAGCCUGACGCUCCUGCCUCGAUGGCUUCUUCACUACUGGGACUGUUUAUAAUUUUGAAACUCUUCCGUAAUUAAAGGGUAACCUGAAUUCAGCUCCCCGAAUGGAAGGAAUCUACUUCUUGUCGAUUUGAUCAACUUUUACAGGAUAAGUAAUAUAUUUAAGAAAUCUAGCGUCUUUCGUUAUUUAAAAUGGUAAAAUUAUUUUUCUAGCUCAGUUUCCUUAUGGUCUUUGUAGAGGCCGUCACUGUUAGCAAGCGGACUUCCGUACCCAUCUGUGGACGUUCUUAAAAGUUGAAGAAUCUGCUAACUCGACUAUUUAGACAGAGUGUGUCUUUCACGGACGUCGAGUGGUUUGACGGCCGGCCUGAGACCUUAUUCCUUGUAGGACGGGGUCAGGUCUAGUGUUCUUCUGAAGUUUCCGUUGGGCGGUCUUCUGAGUUCAGCUCAAAUUGAGUAUGAAGAAGAAGUUUGGAUGAUACUUUAUCUUUUGUUAAAGGUAUAAAUGAAAUCAAAGAAUGUAAAGCCCGUGUCUUAUGCUAAAGGCCCAAAGCCGCCUCUGCUGUAAGCAUGUGCCCCCCGUGCGGAGGACACCCUGCGACUGGCCCACCGGUCCCCCCCGGGGAUGCUGUUUCUCUAGGGGUCGUGCAGCGAGACACGCAGGCCUCUGAGAGGCCCGCGCGCUGGACCUGGUGUUGGCCUUGGAGGCCCACAGCCGCUUCCCGCGCACGGCGCCGUCUGCGCUCUCCACCCGUAAAGGUUUGUUAGCUGCCCAGGUGCGCCUGCAGUGUCUGCUCCGGGUCGUUAGGUUCGCGUUCUCCAGAUCAAGGACCAACUUCAAUGUUAAUUUAUGUGCAAAAACAAACCUGAGAAAUCUGCUUUAGAAGCUGUGCAUAUUUCUAAUCAUAAGUUGGACUGCAUAUUCAAACUGUAAUUAUGAGGUUUAAAUAUUAGAAGAGUCAUAGGGUAGUAUAAUCCCCACUGUUUUAAGACAGUUCAAUUAAAUACGGCUGCAAGAUUUAUGUUGUGCUUGAAAAUAUGUACAGUUUAUUUCAGUGUGAUACCUUACGUUGUCCUUAAACGUCUUUUCAAAGCGCCUUUGUUUCAACAGGACUUUUUUUUUCCCCCCAACAUUAUCUUUUAUAAACAUUAUUAAAGAUGUUGCUUCUAGAAACUCUAAAAGAUAAUAGCUGGACACCCUCUGUAGCUUAAAAAUCAGUCCCUAAAACUCACAGUAAGCUAAGUAAUUAUUAGAACUACUAUUCUUAACAUGUACAUAAGCAUACUUUGUUCCAAAGAUGAAGUGUUUGGACCUUGGUUCGUGUCUACUGUACUGUAUGACUCGAGUGCUACCGGCCGCUUCACGGGAAGAUCUCCCUGCCACAGCCACAGCUGAGACCAACUGAGAGCCGCCAGCGUGGACGGACGGACAGACGGACACCGGUGUGUCCCAUCUGAAGGCGUCUGCAUUCCAGAACCCUGCGGUGAUUUUAUUUCUAAAUUCGUGUACUGUACACCCCUACAUGGAAAUAAAUGUCCUAUUCUUUUCUA
This is a messenger RNA of Hyaena hyaena (striped hyena), 3582 nucleotides long. It is a transcript of the gene SACM1L, whose product is annotated as SAC1 like phosphatidylinositide phosphatase. Gene Ontology annotation, biological process: phosphatidylinositol dephosphorylation. The record is from RefSeq and is a predicted model, not a curated record. Bases 105 to 1868 code for a protein of 587 amino acids. Gene Ontology annotation, cellular component: endoplasmic reticulum. NCBI's taxonomy places the organism in Eukaryota, Metazoa, Chordata, Mammalia, Carnivora, Hyaenidae. Gene Ontology annotation, molecular function: phosphatidylinositol-4-phosphate phosphatase activity. The transcript has 20 exons.